Messenger RNA from Aspergillus puulaauensis, 3252 nucleotides. RefSeq lists its product as uncharacterized. NCBI's taxonomy places the organism in Eukaryota, Fungi, Ascomycota, Eurotiomycetes, Eurotiales, Aspergillaceae. The record is from RefSeq and is a predicted model, not a curated record. The coding region runs from base 1 to 3252 and encodes 1083 amino acids. The transcript has 2 exons.
AUGGUUUUCCUACGACUCACCGUCAAGGUCUACCCCCGAGACCAGGCGCCACCCUCCAACUCUUUCUCCUUCCGCUCGCUGCUGGGCGAUCGCGAACGCGACGAUGCCAGCCGCGCUUCCUCCAACACAACGGCCGGAAAGCCCGCGAGCUUUCUGAUCGUCCUAGAGAAUCCGGAAGAAGUCACACUGGGUGGGUUGGCCGGAAUGAUAAGGGAGAAAUGGAGGAAGUUGAGGCCGAGUGUAGAAUCUCUUCAGAUCAAGAAACUCCUCGAUGAUGACCAUGAAUCCGAUGACCUCGAUACCGAUAUGACGGUUGCGGAUGUGUUUGUGGACAAUGGAAAGGCGCGUGCCGAUGGCCAUGACCAACGCAGGGCCGUUCGUGUUAUCCAGAAGCCAGCCAAUGGAGAAGUGUCUCCCGUGCGGUUCCCUUCGGUUACGCAGGAUUGGGAUGCUGCGGCUGAGCACUACGAAAUCCAGCGCCAGAAGAAGCAGCAGCAGGAGGCGGGACUUGCUGUCAAGAAGCUGGGUGCCAUUGCGGAAGAACCUCAAGGAGGACAUGGCUCAACAUCGCCGGUGGAUUUUGGGGACUGGUCUAAUUAUACUCCUAAUCGGACCCAUCGCAGAGACAUCCCCGUGUCCUCUGUUGAGAAGGAUGAUGAAAUCCCUGUCUCGCCAUCUCAGCCACCACGCCAGUCAUCAACUCGGGAAUUUUCACGGGAACUCAAUGGUGAAGAUUCCAGUGCUCCUCAGGGGCACCGUAUGGGAAGCCAAGAGCUUGGUGAUUCGCCUCGUUCGUCUCGCGCAGCAACACCGAAGAAGCCUACCCCUACCAGACGUGAUUCAGCGCAUAGUCGGGGGUCAACAACUCGAUCCGGAACCGGCGACGCCCGUGAUUUCGACUCCCCUGCACUACAGUUGAGACACGAGCACACCAAUUCGGUAUCUCCACAGAAAAAGCCCGCUCCGGAGGUGGCCAAGCCCAACGCAAUCUCCCUGGACGAGGAAUCGCGAAGCGAAGAUGAAUCUUAUUCGAGUGACGAAAUCCCCGAAAAGAAUGACAAGGAUAAAGCGGAUAAGGACGGUGACAUUGCUAUGGGCGAAGAUUCUACGCCUAAUAAGAAGCAGUCUCCGGUGGCUGCUAAGCAGCGCGCAACUGCCGUCGAAAUACCCGCUAGCUCUGCUGCCACCGACUCGCAGUUGCGAAAGCGCAAAAAUAGUGCCGACCACACAUCUCCUCACAAAGAACCGCGCUUGGAUAGAACUACCCCUCCCGCUGCCGUAAAUGGUGACAAACGACUCAACAACCUUUCUCCUGGGACCCCUAGAUUCAGCCCGUCAGGAAGGCGACUGGGGGGGACGGAGUCUUUCACCGGAGUUGCCCGCCGUCUCAGUUUCUCGGAACGACCAUCAGAACCUCCUAGCCACGGCUUGGGACUGGGUAUUACCAGGAGUCCACCUAAGAAGCCAUCGGUAUUAGUUGAUCUGUCUCAGAAUUCGACGCAAUCGGGUGGAGAUGUUCCUCAAAGCACUCCGAUACCCACCAGUAGUGCACCUACAGCUCGGCAGGGUUCAGUCACGCAGAAUAUCUCGACUCCGGCAAACGUGCAGAACCCGGCCGAUAAGUUGAAGAAUUUACACUCUGCCUUACGAAAAGAUGCCUCUGUUGAGAGAAACUCUGUGCGCCGCUCAGUUUCAUUCGCAGGGGACGAUGAUGUUCAUAUCACGGCCUCGCAGCCGGCACCAACCUCAACACCCAUGGAAACAGCCAAGCCUUCUGAGACCGGACCGGCCUCGGAGAAAAGGAGAUCUAGCGGGUCAAUGGUUUUCCCUCCAGGUGUUUCCAUGGAGCGCAUUGCUCAGCUUGAACGCGAGGCAGAGGAGAAAAUCGAACGCCGGAAGAAUGAGCGAGCCGAGUUUGAGGGAAAGAUCAAGGCUGUUGAGAAGGACAAAACCAAGUCGGAGUAUGCGAAGAAACUCAAGAUGGCGUACAAAACCUGGCAAUCGAUCCUCACUAAUGAGAAGAACGGCCGGAAGAAUCGCGCGGAAAGUGCGGCUAGACUUGAGAACGAGCUCAAGAAACAACGAGCAGAGAUCAAGAAGAUGGAAAAUUCGAUGAACAAACCGCCGUCGCAGGACAAGGUAACGAAAUCGCAAACUCAGAAGCCCGUAAAAUCUCAGACGGAUACAAAGAAGGAUACUCCAGGGUCGUCAAAGCGGAGUUCUACACCAUCUACCGAUGAGACGAAGAAAUCACAGUCUUCUCAAAAGUCUCCGAAGCCCCAACAGGAUGCGAAGGAUGAUGCUUCGGCAUCACCAAAACCGACAUCCGCACCGGCUACUGAUCGGAACACGAAAUCACCAGUAAGCAUUUCGGGUUGGAAUGCGAUCAACGCCAAAUCCCCGACGAGCACUGCAAAAUCAGCCGCUCCCACAGCGAACGGGACUGCCCCCAAGUCUACUCCCAAGGAACCUACCGCACGUACAGUAGCAACUAGAACUCUGUCAGGAUCAAAGGCAUCCAAACCGGCAUCAAUUCAGUCGCAGAACUCGACAGCGUCCGAUGAGAUCGAUCUACCCGCUAUGAAGGUGCAAGCCCGCACCAAUGCCAAUCCAACUAAGAAGGCCGCUCAGGAGCCAGUGGAGGUAUCUUCGUCAUCAGAGUCCGAGGAAGAGACCUCCUCAGAUGACUCCUCCGAAUCCGAGUCCGAGUCCGAUUCCUCUGACGAAGAGACCAAGAACAAGAUGCCAGGCGCCGCGACAUCAUCCUCAACUAAGUCUCCACAGAAGGCCAGCAAAGCCGCAUCUCCUCCCUCUGCCCAACGAACCACCAAAUCCCCCGCCCCAUCUUCACAGCAAACAUCCCAGGCUCCGUCCCAGGGCGAAAGCUGGCGCUGGCCCAGAGCCUCCCAAGCCUCAUCUACCCGCCUUUCACUCAAGAGCAUAAAGGGCGAAGUCGCAAGCCAAGCCCAAGCCCAAGCGGCUGCAAAGGUAGCUCCUCAGAAGCGUGGCCAGCCACGUAAGGAUCUCUUCUCGCCGCCUGAUAGCGACUCGGAUGAGACGGAGAGUGAAAGUGAAAGCGAGAGCAGCAGUAGCAGUGACGACAGUGAUAGCGGCAGCGACGAUAAAAAAGGCACUGGUGCUAAUGGGAGCAAGCGCAGCAACAGCCCCGGUAGUGUUGCUGAUGCCGGCGACAUUAUGUCUAGCGGACAGGUUCAGAAACUGAGGCCUGCGCGCCUUGGGGGAAGAGUUUAG